Molecule: messenger RNA, 378 nt
Organism: Aspergillus wentii DTO 134E9
Lineage: Eukaryota; Fungi; Ascomycota; Eurotiomycetes; Eurotiales; Aspergillaceae
Product: DUF2423 domain-containing protein
Exons: 3
Coding region: 1-378 (125 amino acids)
Cellular component (GO): preribosome, large subunit precursor
Source: RefSeq, a predicted model, not a curated record
AUGGCAAAGAGUGUUAGAGCCAGUGUUUCAAAGCGCAACAAAGCAAAGCUUCGAGCAACAGUCUUUGGGCCUGCUGUUGAUGCGCGAACAGAAAGACUUUCUGCAAAGCUACAAGAGCUCGCUUCCCAACCAAAACCCCAAGGACAAAAAAAGGGCGUGGAAUUAGAUGCUGCUGGCGCAGACGGCCUGAAUGAGAAUAUAAAGAUGAAGGACUCAGAUUUAAAUGAAGACAUGGAUGUUGAUAGAAUUUCUGCUAAACCGACCACAAGUCGCACAAAUCAACCAGGACGUAUUCAAAAGCGCAACAAAAAGAGUCGUUCAUCCAUUGUCUUCAAACAACAUCCAUCAAAAUCCAAGAAGGGCUCGAAACGCAAGUAA